Drosophila kikkawai is the source of this 807-nucleotide messenger RNA. RefSeq lists its product as uncharacterized. Lineage: Eukaryota; Metazoa; Arthropoda; Insecta; Diptera; Drosophilidae. The record is from RefSeq and is a predicted model, not a curated record.
ACUGUCAUUUACCGUUUGCUGUGUCAAAAGGAAAAAAAAAAUCCGGAAAGUUCGUUCCAGAAAAGCGUCGGCGUGUGUUUCAAAAAUAAUAAUUGUCGCUUUUAAUUUCUGUGUUAACUGUUUAUACUGUUCGACAUAUCAAAUAUCAAGAAAAUGGCAAGCGUCUCACCCAAUACCAAACUUGCCUGUGGCACCGAUCCCGGAGCCAUCGUUUCCCGCCUGGAGACUGUCUACGGCAAUCUGCAUGCUUCCAGCCCAAGGGAUGUUAAGACCUUAAACACAUCCCAGAAUAAAAGAGGUCCAUGGAGCCAUCGUGGCCUUGAUAAUAACAACAAUAUCUGCUCCCUGCCCAAGCCGGAGCUUCCUGGGCAGGUUGAGGAACAGCAAACAGAACAGCAGGAGCAGAAGAUCAAGUAUGAGCUUCCAUCUGGUUACCAGGGCACAAAAAUCUGCUCCUGUCUUCGUCCGCCGCGGGCCUAUGAAUGUGGUGUUUGCCACCAUUAUUUCCAAGGUCGUCUCUCGCAGAUUUGCGAGAAGCAUCCAUCGGAUGUGUUCCUCAUGGACUUGCGCGAAUGUCCAUAUUGCAUGGCCCAAUUGGAAAUGAUCAAGGAGUCGCCCAUCAGCUGGGAGAACAUUCGUAAAUUCGAAGACGCUCCUCUGCCCUCGGACAGUGAUAUUUAAAACCGAGUUUGAGACUCGUGGAAGAUAUGCAUUCUCACCUAAAAAAGUACAUAAAAUGUCAUAUGUAGAUCAAAACAUAACAUAGAUCCUAAGAAAUGACUACUAAUAACACGUUUGUUCACCUAA